This is a messenger RNA of Toxotes jaculatrix (banded archerfish), 2835 nucleotides long. RefSeq names its product notum, palmitoleoyl-protein carboxylesterase b (gene notum1b). Bases 415 to 1974 code for a protein of 519 amino acids. Lineage: Eukaryota; Metazoa; Chordata; Actinopteri; Toxotidae. The transcript has 11 exons. Gene Ontology annotation, molecular function: hydrolase activity. The record is from RefSeq and is a predicted model, not a curated record.
GUAGGGGGGGGGAGGAAGAGGACUGGGGACUUCAAAUAAAAUCCCCCUUCGUCCGCAGCUCAGGAGGACCAGAAUGUCGACUGCCACACCGACGAAACUGGGUUGAACGACGGAUUUGUAUACGCGCGUAAUGCCGCCCAUACAGGAUGAACUACAGACAGCGUUAUGAGUGAAAUGAUGAGGGAACGGCACGUGCUUUCGGGGUGAAUUUUAAACCAGCUGUGCACCUCUCAAGGCACCAUGGAGAACUUUAACCUGCCUUCAUUCAUCGCACCUUGCAUGAGCGAUCGUUUCCAAGAGAUGUCCGUGCGUUUUCAAAGAACUUCCCACCCCUCCAUCGACUCUUAGGACAUGCUGUGUUUUACUCAGACCCCUCGCACGCACUUGAGAGACGUUUUCCACUAACAAACAGAAAUGCAGAGCCGUUGUGUAGCGAGAAGCUCGGCCGGUCUGUCCGCGGUGCGCUCCUGCCUGCUGCUGCUUUUCAUCCACAUGAGCGCACCGGUGGAUGCGAGGAGAGUGCGCGGCGGUCGGGCGCAAACUCGGCGGGUGCAGCAGCAGCAAGCUCCGGCGUACAGGGAGCGGGUGGAAGGACCAGAGAGCUUCCCUUUAGACUUCACAGCCGUGGAGGGCAACAUGGACAAUUUCAUGGUGCAGAUAAAGAACUUGGCGCAGUCACUGUACCCGUGCUCUGCGCAGAAACUGGACCAAGACAUGAAACUUCACUUUCUGAAGAAUGUGUCCGUGACUUGCAAUGACGGGUCACCUGCAGGGUACUACAUCAAGGAGUCCAAAGGCAGCAAGAGGUGGCUGCUGUUCUUAGAAGGUGGAUGGUACUGUUUCAACAGGCAGACCUGUGACAGCAGGUAUGAGACAAUGAGGAGACUGAUGAGCUCCACCAAGUGGCCACAAACCAGAAGAGGAACAGGAAUUCUGUCUCCUCAGCCGGAGGAAAACCCGCACUGGUGGAACGCCAACAUGGUGUUUAUCCCGUACUGCUCCAGCGAUGUGUGGAGCGGAGCCACCCCGAAGACAGAUCACAGCGACUACGCGUUCAUGGGAUCUCUGAUCAUUAAGGAGGUGGUGAACGAGCUGCUGACUAAAGGUCUGGACAAUGCCAAGGUUCUUCUUCUUGCAGGAAGCAGUGCUGGAGGUACGGGUGCCCUGCUGAACGUAGACCAUGUUGCUGAGCAGCUGGAGUCACAGGGCUACACAGGGGUGCAGGUCAGGGGCCUGGCUGACUCCGGAUGGUUCCUGGACAACAAACAGUACAAAUUAACAGACUGCCUGGACACCAUCAGCUGUGCCCCCAGUGAGGCCAUAAAGAGAGGCAUAAGGUACUGGGGUGGACUGGUACCAGAAAGCUGCAGACAGGCCCACGUUGGAGAGGAGUGGAAGUGUUUCUUUGGAUACAAAGUCUACCCCACAUUAAAAAGCCCGGUGUUCGUGGUGCAGUGGCUGUUUGACGAGGCCCAGCUGACGGUCGACAACAUCCACCUGACGGGACAGCCCGUCCACGAGGGCCAGUGGAGGUACAUACAGAACCUGGGGCAGGAGCUGAGGAGCACGCUCCACGAUGUACCGGCGAUGUUUGCUCCGGCCUGUUUGUCUCAUGAGCUCAUCACCAGAACUUACUGGAUGGACAUUCAGGUGAAAGGCACCUCCCUGCCCAGAGCCCUUCACUGCUGGGACCGCAGCCUCCAAGACAACCUCCACAUCAACAGCAGCCACGGCAACCACAGUCACCAAAAGCACAAGACCCCACAAAUGAAGGGUUGUCCCCUACAUUUGAUUGACAGCUGCCCGUGGCCUCACUGUAACCCCUCCUGCCCGACGAUUCGCGACCAGCUGACGGGACAGGAGAUGAGCGUGAUCCAGUUCCUGAAGCACAUGGGCUUUGACGUGCAGAAGAUGGCUCAGCAGCAGGGGAUGGACCCCAGGAAGCUACUGGGCAUGCUCAAUAACGGGACCUGAGUCACAUUUUAGAGCAGUGUCGUUAAGUGGUUCUGCAGAGACGAGAAACGUGAAUGGACGACAAAGGCAACAUGGAAACAAAACUCUUAAUGAGAAAACUGUCACUUCAUCCAAACAACAAGCAAAACUAACUCAGCAUGUGACAAACUGACUGUCACUGACUCAAAUACAUACAGACAUAGAUAUACUAUCAUUGUGAGGUGUAUACAAAUAUAUAUAUAUAUAUGUAUGUAAACUUAGUUUUGAUGGGAAAGCACAUGACUGAAAACACCUCCUGGUUGGUUUUGUGGGGAGUUGGUGCUCUCUUCUGUCGACUCUAAAAAUCACAUUCAGAAAUCCAUCUACGGUGCUGCUGUUUCUACCCUCCACCAAAUAUGAUGCUGCUUUUUCUCUUUUUGGAAAAAUGAUUUAAUGGGUAAUAUUUACUAAUAAAAAGGUACAAAGUUUAUUACUCUUUUAUUUUUCUUCAGGCUAAUUAAAAGUGCUUGUAUAUUUAUUUUUCUACUGAAAAUAUCUUCUAUAUGUCUUAUAGUCACAUACAGUUAAUCAGUGUAACAAUGUCUCCAUUUACGUUUUUACUUGCAUGUCUGUAAAAAAAAAAGUUGUGUAUUAUUGAUUUGUGUAGUACAAAUCAUGUCCAUAUUGUUUUUGAGGCGGUUGAGUUUGUAUCAGAUACUUUCAUGUGCUGUAGUAGUGCCCACACUUUACAUAAGCACUAAUAAAUACAAAUACACACUGAUUUGAUAAAACAUAAUUUAAUUACAAAAGUCUGAAAACACACAUGUAGUUAUCACCUUAAUGAAAAAAAAACACAAGGUGUCAUUUACAGCACUAUCAUUCUUACAACAUCCAAAGUUUACC